Messenger RNA from Selaginella moellendorffii, 1673 nucleotides. RefSeq names its product transcription factor TGA2.3. The record is from RefSeq and is a predicted model, not a curated record. Lineage: Eukaryota; Viridiplantae; Streptophyta; Lycopodiopsida; Selaginellales; Selaginellaceae. Gene Ontology annotation, molecular function: DNA-binding transcription factor activity; sequence-specific DNA binding. Gene Ontology annotation, biological process: DNA-templated transcription; regulation of DNA-templated transcription. The coding region runs from base 311 to 1525 and encodes 404 amino acids. The transcript has 12 exons.
GGCUGCCUCCAUAGCCAGUGGAGCCAGAGUAGCUCUAUAGCCUCUGCGAAGAACAAGCGUUCUCCCUCUCCAAUGCCGAGGGGAUGGGAGAUGGGAUUCUCUCUGGCGCCCUCGUCCUAGGGGCUGGGCAGUAGGGUUCUUGCGCGCUUUCUUUCUCCCGUGUCGCGGCGAUGGCGUGUUUGAUCGGUGUUUGAUCCUAUGAAGCUGGAAAUCGCAGGUGGAGCUUUUGCUGCCUGUUGAUGGAGGAGACAAUAAGGGAUUUUUCCUCGACUGGAGACCACCACGACUGUGAGAAAGAGAUCCUUUUGGUAUGGCUGCAGAUCAAAGACCGUCCAAUUCUCCUAGAUCAAGCAAGCCAACUUCCGCGUCCAUUACAAGCGUGAACUCGACCGAGAUUUACUACUCGCGUCAAAAGGCUGCGUCCGAUAGGAACUUGGAGCUCGACAGUAACGCUAACACAAACUGGGACAACCCUUGCAUGGCUGACACCAGUCCACUUACAGACAACUCCACAGACGUUGAGCCUUCCCCAAAGGCCGGAAAAUCAGCUAUAGUUUCCACUGUUCAUGACACCAACAAGAAUGCAGAUACCAAGACGCUGAGGAGACUCGCGCAAAACCGAGAAGCAGCACGCAAGAGCCGGCUAAGGAAAAAGGCGUAUGUGCAGCAACUAGAGUCCAGCAGAAUUAAAUUAAACCAGCUUGAACAAGAGCUCCAACGUGCUCGACAACAGGGGUUUUACUUUGGAGGCUCGUCCAGCGAUCAAAAUGGAGGCAACACCAACAAUACCAAUGCUGCAAACUCUGGUCAGUCCAAACUUCUGAACUUCCGAAAGUUGAUCUCAUCAGAGUUUUUGUUUGUCCCAGGUGCAUUGGCAUUUGACAUGGACUACGCGCGAUGGAUGGAAGAACACCAGAGGCAAGUUAGCGAGCUCCGAUCCGGCUUGCAAGCACACAUGGCUGACAACGAGCUUCGUGUUCUAGUCGACGGCUUUAUGUCGCAUUACGACGAACUCUUCCGCCUUAAAGGCGUUGCUGCGAAAGCCGAUGUCUUCCACCUCGUCUCUGGGAUGUGGAAAACUCCCGCCGAGAGGUGUUUUAUGUGGAUGGGUGGCUUCAGGCCAUCAGAACUUCUCAAGAUAUUGAUUCCACAGCUCGAGCCUCUCACCGAGCAGCAGCUUUUAGGAAUUUGUAACUUACAGCAGUCGUCACAGCAGGCCGAGGACGCUCUCUCGCAAGGGAUGGAAGCUCUCCAGCAAUCACUCGCGGACACACUGGCUGCCGGCUCUCUGGGAAACUCCCCCAACGUAGCGAACUACAUGGGACAAAUGGCCAUGGCAAUGGGAAAGCUCGGAACUCUCGAGAACUUUGUUCGCCAGGCAGAUAAUCUCCGCCAGCAAACGCUGCAGCAAAUGCACAGGAUUCUAACCACGAGACAAGCCGCUCGGGGGCUCCUUGCGAUGGGGGACUACUUCGCGAGGCUGCGAGCUCUAAGUUCUCUAUGGUCGGCGCGGCCCAGGGAGUGAAGUAUCUCGAUCGCAAAGAGAAGUUCUUCGCGGGCUCCAUAAACAAAGAAAUAGCCAAAGUGUUCACGUGAAAGGAAAAACAUCACGAUUCACGGGUGUAUGAUAUCAAAAGCUGUUUAAACUGUAAACUGGUUGGUUGGUUUUCUCC